GGGGACGCCAUGGUCAAUGUGGUUACAGCCAUUGGUUCGUAUGGUGAAUCUAAUGAAAAACCCAAGUCGUGGGUUGAAAGCGUCAAGAAGCUGGGCGAACAGUCUGGUAUCCGCAACUUCUUCUCCCAUAUGAAGAACCCCAGCAGGCUCGAUGAUUUAAAGAAAGAUUUUAGCGAAGCCUUGGCAAUACUGAUGGUUGGUGCGAUAGCAAACAAUCAAGUUCUGAAUGAACUUAAAUAUCCAUUGUCCCCAUCACGAUUCAACACCCCGUAUUAUGCGUGGUGUCGUACCACGGAGGAUAGCAAGAAUCGUGUAUUACUGCUAAGCCGUGGCCGGUGCGGCAAGACAUCUGUUGCGCUCUCGAUCGCAGAGGAGUGUAAAAGAGAAAAGAUAUCAUCAGCAAGCUUCUUUUUCAAAGCAGGCGAGCAGUCGCGGCCGGACCAUCUGUUCAGCGGCAUGGCUCGAUCUCUGGCAACCAUGACCUGCAUACCGUGCCUCCCUCAUAUCCGCUCUUCAGGAGGAUCCAGCCCUCUCGACUGCCCAUUCGCGACGCAAUUCGAGAAACUAGUGGCUGAACCUCUCCGUCUCAGGACAUCCUCGUCUGACCAUGAGUGCGACACAAAGUCAUUCCCACGUCUUGCCGAUAUACUUCGGAAAGCAGUCCCAAAACUACCACCUAACAUCAAAUUCUUUCUCACUUCGAGACAAUUUGACCUCGUUGAUCCAUACGGGAGCGCGGGCGGCUUGUUCAUUUGGAUCAGUACUGUCUUUGAUUACAUGAAGAUGCUGAAGAAACUGCUGGAUGAAGAUCUCAACCGAUCAAAGGCAUCCGCUGAGGAAAUGAUGGAUAGGCUGUAUGCGAGUAUUUUGGAGAAGUGUAACUGGAAGGAUGACGAUUUCAAGCCACUAUCUGUUGCGGCCUGGGAUGCCAUUCUCUCACCACUGCUGGAGAGUAAGGAUGCUAAGCCAAUUCGUAUUCUGCACCAAUCCUUUCGUGACUUUCUCAUGGACCGAGUCGAUCCACAAUCACCCAUACUUGGUCGAUUUGGAGUGGAUGCGAGGAGGGAGAACAACAGACUGCCACCCAUUCCUCAAGAGGCGCUGUCCGAACAUGUCCAUUAUGCAUCCAAUUUCAGGAGCCACUGGAGGCCCAAUGGGCCUAUUCACGCAUUUCUCAAUGAGCAAAUAUCGCGCUGGGUGGAAGUCUGUGUGAGGACGGAAGGGUAUAUUAGUAUAUCAUUCCCUGAAUGGGCCAAGUUGAACGUUGAUCGGGCCUCCAAAGAAGUCAUUCACAUUUGGAGAAAUCUUGCAUUCUUUUUAAGAUUGCAGGAGGCAUAUGAGUUGGCAAGUGAUUCAGUUGCACUGUGCCAUUGCCUUCACUCGGGAAUCUUUGCAUCACUCACCAACCUUGGACAACAUUCUGAGGCACUCCUUGUGAAUGAAGAAAGUGUGAAGCUCUGGCGCGAGCUAGUUGCCACCCAUCCAACAUCAUACACCCCGGAUUUGGCUCGAGCGCUCCGGAAUCUUAGUAUCACUCGACAAAGUUGGACGCCAUUCCGAGGCACUCUCACGAUCGAAGAAAGUGUGCAACUCUGGCGUGAGCUAGUUGCCACCCAUCCAACAUCAUACACCCCAGAUUUGGCUGGAGCGCUCUGGAAUUUUUUGUAUCACUCGACAAAAAAGUGUGAAACUCUGGCGCGAGCUCGUUGCCACCCAUCAGCAUCAUACACCCCAGAUUUAGCUGUCGCGCUCCGAAAUCUUUGUGUAUCACUCGACAAUGUUGGACGCCAUUCUGAGGCGCUCACUGUAAUUGAAGAAAGUGUGAAACUCUGGCGCGAGCUCGUUGCCACCCAUCCAGCAUUCAUACACCCCGGAUUUGGCUCGAGCGCUCCGGAAUCUCAUGGCGCUCACGCUCGUUGUCACCCAUCCAGCAUCAUACACCCGGAUUUGGCUGAAGCGCUCCGGAAUCUUAAAGUAUCACUCGACGAAGUUGGACGCCAUUCCGAGGCGCACACGGUAAUUGAAGAAAGUGUGAACUCUGGCGCGAGCUCGUUGCCACCAUCCAGCAUCAUACACCCCGGAUUUGGCUCGAGCGCUCCAGAAUCUUAUGUAUCACUCGACAAAGUUGGACGCCAUUCCGAGGCGCUCACGGUAAUUGAAGAAAGUGUGAAACUCUGGUGCGAGCUGGUUGCCGCCAUCCAACAUCAUACACCCGGAUUUAGUCGAGCGCUUGGGAAAAGUGUGAAGCACUGGCGCGAGCUUGUUGCCAUCAAACCGAUAUCGUACUCCCUGGAUUUGGCUCGAGCGCUCCGGAAUCUUGUAAUAUCCCUUGACAAUCUCGGACGCCAUUCUGAGGCGCUCCUCGUAAAUGAAGAACAGCUGGGAUCCUGCCAGUAGUUGUCAUUUAUCUGAUAUCAUCCACUCGGGUUCGACACGAUCAUUCUGCAGCCUCACCAGCUCAUGCAAAAGUCACCAUUAUGCCAAGGCCUAACUUUGUUCAAGAUUUUGUUGUCCGUGCGAGUUACCUACCACCAUCAUGUGUUUUUGGCAUAGCCUUGGUAAUGCAGACUCCACCUGUUUUCAUGCUAGGCGCUGUGUGGACGCAGUACAGGAGCCAAUAUUAUACUAUCACUAGCUUGAUUCCCAAUACAUGCGCACAAGUCUUAACUAUCAUAUUCCUGCGUUGCUCAUGGCAGACUCUUCUGCUUCAUCGAUCAUCAUUGUUGAGAAGACCCAGGAGUCUAAUAAUUAUCAUCGCUUUUCGGG
Cantharellus anzutake is the source of this 2766-nucleotide messenger RNA. RefSeq lists its product as uncharacterized. The transcript has 18 exons. The record is from RefSeq and is a predicted model, not a curated record. Gene Ontology annotation, molecular function: protein binding. NCBI's taxonomy places the organism in Eukaryota, Fungi, Basidiomycota, Agaricomycetes, Cantharellales, Hydnaceae. The coding region runs from base 10 to 2397 and encodes 795 amino acids.